AACGCCAUCAUCGCUCUGUAGAAGAGCUUCCAUUUUCGUAACUGAGAAGAUGAACUCCCUUCAUCGCGUAGUAGGAUUGGUCACAAGAACAACGAGAAGUCCAAUUUCUUCAACAAUUUCACAUUCCCGAUCGAAUCUCCCGUCGAUUCUCGUCAAUCUGAUGUCAACAAAAUCUCGAAACGAUGAAGACAAAUGGAACGACGCUUGGGAAUCAGCUUGGUUACCAGAUGAUCUCACUGAUAAGAGCAGAGCUCCAUGGGAGACGGACGUGAACUUCGAUUCGAAAGAAUCAACGAUAGAAGAAACCGAUGUGGAAGCAAAGGCGUUCGUAGAGGAUAUGAAUGAGCAUUGGAACGAGAGAAGAGGGAAGAGUGGGAAAGUGGAGGAGAAGAGAGGAGAGAAGAAAGAGAUUGAUGCAGAAUCGCUUUAUAGUUUGGAGACGAUGAAGAAGGAUUAUAGAUUGAAGAAGCAGAGAGUUCAUGCUUCUUUGUGGGUUAAAGAGAUUGAGAAAUUGGAAGAAGCUAAAUUGGGUGAUUCAGGAUCUGGUGGUGGAGCUGAUGAUAUUGAUCGGCUUCUUGAUAGUUGCUCAGAGAUCUUCGACUCGGUAGACCACGAUUUUGACAAAUUGGAGGUUUCAAGUGGAUCUGAACUAAAGAAUAAGCCUGAUGGGUGGGAAUCAACAGUGAAGGAACAUGAUGGAAAUCUCUGGGAAAUGUCACAAAGGGAAGAAGACAUUCUUCUCCAAGAAUUUGAUCGUCGGACUGCCUUCUGCAAAUUUCAGAUUGCGAGUUUUAUAAAGCAACACAUAUUCAGUAGAAGAAGACCGAUUGAUGGGUGGAGAUACAUGAUCGAAGUGAUCGGUCCAAAUGCGAGAAAAGGGAAAGGAAGUGUUUCUAGGCUCCCCGCUUUAUCGGAUGUGUCGACUCAGCCUUUCAAAGAAGAUACUGACAGUCUCACUACUCUCAAGCGUCGGUAGAAGACUAGAGGAGUUUAUUGUGAAAUCAAUUUAUAACUUUAUAUAACAAUAAAUUGAAAAUUCACACAUGGCGGAUGUCAGUUUAUGUAUGUUUAGACAAUCCACUAAGGUUUAGGAGGGGGUAUUGAUGGACUCAUGAAUUUGAUAGACUUUAAUAGUGUUAUUCAACUAAGUAAACAAAAUAUGUUUUUGAGUUACAUUACUACCAGUUUUUCCAAUUUAAGAAUAUUGUAAUAAUAUUGAAAAACCUUUAAAGUA
This is a messenger RNA of Capsella rubella, 1234 nucleotides long. RefSeq lists its product as uncharacterized. NCBI's taxonomy places the organism in Eukaryota, Viridiplantae, Streptophyta, Magnoliopsida, Brassicales, Brassicaceae. The transcript has 3 exons. The record is from RefSeq and is a predicted model, not a curated record. The coding region runs from base 50 to 976 and encodes 308 amino acids.